Molecule: messenger RNA, 1212 nt
Organism: Cotesia glomerata
Lineage: Eukaryota; Metazoa; Arthropoda; Insecta; Hymenoptera; Braconidae
Exons: 1
Coding region: 1-1212 (403 amino acids)
Source: RefSeq, a predicted model, not a curated record
AUGAAAUUAUACGAAAAUAAAAUUGUUAUUCCUCUGUACUUAUACUACGAUGACUUUGAGGUUUGUAAUCCACUGUCUACAGCUGCAGGGAUUUAUAAAAUUGGAGGACUGUACUUCUCGAUUGCCGCUUUACCACCUGAAUUUUCAUCUUCUGUUGAUAGCAUUUUUUUAGCUCAAUUAUUGUAUACUUCGGAUUUAAAAACAUUUGGAAAUGAGAAAUGCUUCUCUAAUGUUAUUGAACAAUUGACUGAUCUUGCAAACACAGGGGUUUCUAUUAUUAUUGACGGUGACACGAAGCAUUUAUUUUUUGUGACUGUGGGAAUAUUAGGUGAUAAUUUAGGCGUUAAUAGUAUUUUUGGUUACAAUGAAAGUUUUGUAGCGACAUAUUUUUGUAGAUUUUGUCAAGCAUCAAAAGCAGAAUGUUAUCAACAAUGUAAAGAAGAUGUAAAAUUAUUACGUAACUGUGAAAACUAUGCAGAAGAUGUUAAAAAUUUAUCUCACGGAGUUAAAGAAUCUUGUGUUUUUGACAAACUACCAUUUUUCCAUCAUGUUAUUAAUGCUACGUGUGAUGUUAUGCAUGAUUUCUCACUAGGCGUAUGUAGGUACGAUAUGGCAAAAAUUAUUAAACAUUGUAUAGAUGAGAAAUACUUUACCUUACAACAAUUAAAUGACCGAAUAAAAUACUUUGAUCAUUCUGAAUUUGAUCACGGCAAUAAAGUAUCAACUAUAUCAAAAAACCACAUUCAAAAUGGUUGUAUAAUAAUUACAGCGGCUGAAAUGUCUUGCUUAGUAACAUAUUUUGGAAUUAUUAUUGGCGAUUUAGUUCCCUUUGAUGAUCCAGUAUGGGAAUUAUACUUGUGUUUGUUUGAUAUUUAUGAUAUUGUUAUGAGUUCAACAAUUUCCCAAAGUGAAAUAAUUCAUUUGGAGCAACUUAUAAAAUUGCACAAUCAAUUAUACAUUGAAUCUUUUUCAGAAAAUCUAAAGCCUAAGCAUCAUUUAAUAUUACAUGUCCCGUCUAUAAUAAAAAAUAUGGGACCGGCAAAUGAAUUUUCAUGUUCAAAAUAUGAAUCCUUCCAUAAGCUUUCAAAAGCACAGGCUAACAUUGUGAAUUCGCGUGUUAAUAUUAUUUAUACUGUAGCACUUAAAAUCCAACUGCAUCUUUGUUAUAAAUUUAUCAGUGAAAGUGGUUUAGAAGAUCGCAUUGAAUUAUGA